CUUCUCCCUCCAAACUGCUUUCUCUGCUCCAUGGCAAAGGAAUAAUAAUGUAUUUGUGGCCUUGGACGUGAAGGAGUCCGUCUUCUGUGCUGCUAACGGCGUUGGGACUGAUGUGGAGGGAAGCAUGGACCUAAUGAACGGGCAGGCAGGCAGUGUUACUACUGCUGCUACUGCCUCCGAGAAAAGUAGCAGUUCUGAAUCAUUAAGUGACAAGGGUUCUGAAUUGAAGAAAAGCUUUGAUGCUGUGGUGUUUGAUGUUCUUAAGGUUACACCAGAAGAAUAUGCGGGUCAGAUAACACUAAUGGAUGUUCCAGUAUUUAAAGCCAUUCAACCAGAUGAGCUUUCAAGUUGUGGAUGGAAUAAAAAAGAAAAAUACAGUUCUGCACCAAAUGCAGUUGCCUUCACAAGAAGAUUUAACCAUGUAAGCUUUUGGGUUGUUAGAGAGAUUCUUCAUGCUCAAACAUUAAAAAUUAGAGCAGAAGUUUUGAGCCACUAUAUCAAAACUGCUAAGAAACUGUACGAGCUGAAUAACCUUCAUGCACUUAUGGCAGUGGUUUCUGGCUUACAGAGUGCCCCCAUUUUCAGGUUGACUAAAACAUGGGCGUUAUUAAGUCGAAAAGACAAAACAACGUUUGAAAAAUUAGAAUAUGUAAUGAGUAAAGAAGAUAACUACAAAAGGCUCCGAGACUAUAUUAGUAGCUUAAAGAUGACCCCUUGCAUUCCUUACUUAGGUAUCUAUUUGUCAGAUUUAACAUACAUUGAUUCAGCAUACCCGUCAACUGGCAGCAUUCUAGAAAAUGAGCAAAGAUCCAAUUUGAUGAAUAACAUCCUUCGAAUAAUUUCUGAUUUACAACAAUCUUGUGAAUAUGAUAUCCCAAUGUUGCCUCACGUCCAGAAAUAUCUGAACUCUGUUCAGUAUAUAGAAGAACUACAAAAGUUUGUGGAAGACGAUAAUUACAAGCUUUCAUUAAAGAUAGAACCAGGGACAAGCACACCACGUUCUGCUGCUUCUAGGGAAGAUUUAGUAGGUCCUGAAGUAGGAGCAUCCCCACAAAGUGGAAGGAAAAGUGUGGCAGCAGAAGGAGCCUUGCUACCGCAGACGCCGCCAUCCCCUCGGAACCUGAUUCCACAUGGACAUAGGAAGUGCCAUAGCUUGGGCUAUAAUUUCAUUCAUAAAAUGAACACAGCAGAAUUUAAGAGUGCAACGUUCCCAAACGCAGGGCCAAGGCAUCUGUUAGAUGACAGUGUCAUGGAGCCCCACGCACCAUCUCGAGGCCAAGCUGAAAGUUCUACUCUUUCUAGUGGAAUAUCAAUAGGGAGCAGUGAUGGUUCUGAACUAAGUGAGGAGACCUCAUGGCCUGCCUUUGAAAGGAACAGAUUAUACCAUUCUCUCGGCCCGGUGACACGAGUGGCACGAAAUGGCUAUCGAAGCCACAUGAAGGCCAGCAGUUCUGCAGAAUCAGAAGAUUUGGCAGUACAUUUAUAUCCAGGAGCUGUUACUAUCCAAGGUGUUCUCAGGAGAAAAACUUUGUUAAAAGAAGGCCAAAAAGCCUACAGUAGCAUCCUGGACAAAAUAUUGGGCAGCUUUAUGUGGGACACAACUUUUUUACUAUGCUGCCAAAUCUCUAAAGGCUACAGAAAGAAAACAUUUCAAAUCAACAUCCAAUAAGAACGUGUUCGUGUAGGAUGGACUGGUGAUGAUGGCUGAUGACCCACAUCAUCCAGAUCUCUUCCUGCUGACGGACUCGGAGAGAAGGAAACUCAUACAAGUUUCAAGCUGGCAGUAGGAUGAAUGCAACGCUGUGGUUUAAGCAUCUGAGUGCCGCCUGCCAAAGUAACAAACAGCAGGUGAGCG
This is a messenger RNA of Rhinolophus ferrumequinum (greater horseshoe bat), 1855 nucleotides long. It is a transcript of the gene RALGPS2, whose product is annotated as Ral GEF with PH domain and SH3 binding motif 2. Lineage: Eukaryota; Metazoa; Chordata; Mammalia; Chiroptera; Rhinolophidae. Gene Ontology annotation, molecular function: guanyl-nucleotide exchange factor activity. Gene Ontology annotation, cellular component: plasma membrane. Gene Ontology annotation, biological process: positive regulation of GTPase activity; Ras protein signal transduction. The transcript has 19 exons. The record is from RefSeq and is a predicted model, not a curated record. The coding region runs from base 125 to 1669 and encodes 514 amino acids.